AUGUGGUUUAGUGAUGUAUACGAUAUCGCAUUAGGUUUGGGGAACUCCGUCCCACAAUAUUUGUGCAUAUUCUUAUCGACAUUGCUUGUUUUGACGCCUUUCUCUUCUGUUGAUGCUGUUCAGGAAUUCACCGUUUAUCGCGCCCAACAGUACGAUUUCCAAGGUGUUCGUAUUGCCUUAACUCGAGCAAUAUCGUCAACUGAGUACCGAUUGUUAACUGGAUCACCAGUACCAAAGCCUAUAGCUGAUAAUUAUGUGUUAAACAUAGAGGGUCUUCUUGGGAAAGAGAGUGCUAAAUCCACUAUUAUUAUUUGUGCACAUUAUGAUGCGAUUUCAGCAAUCCCUAGUUUGGCUUAUGGAGCCGAUGCAAAUGGUAGUGGUGUGGUUAUCUUACUGGAACUUGCUCGUCUAUUAUCACGUCUCUACGCAAAUGAAGCUAAUAAGUUGCCAUAUCAAAUUGUUUUCCUUUUAACUGGUGGUGGAAAAUUCAACUUUGUUGGUUCCAAACGAUGGCUUGAUCAAAAUAUUGAAGAUUCUGUUGGCUUAACUCUUUUGGAUUCUGUUGCACAUGUGAUCUGUUUGGAAGGUUUAGGUUCACCGAAUUUUGGUCAAAAUAUUUAUGCACAUGUAUCUAAGCCACCAAAAGAAGGUUCAUUUUUAUAUCAUUUUCUUAAAGCUUUAAAUGUGGCCAGUCAGUUACAUUCAUUUCCAAAUGAGGUAUUACUUCACAAUCAUCAUCAAUCACCAAAUAAUAAUGAAUCCAACAAUAAUACCAUUCAAAUGAUUCAUAAAAAAAUCAAUUUAAAUCAAGAAAUUUUAGCAUGGGAACAUGAACGAUUCUCUAUACAUCGUUUACCCAGUUUAACAUUAUCUAAUUGGCCAUCUGUACAAAUUGCAAAUCAAUGGCGUCAAACAUCUUUAGAUGGUAUUCAUAUUAUCAAUAAGAAUAAUAAUAAUAAUAAUCAUAUAUCAAUGGAUCUUUCUAAUCAAACUACUCUACAUUAUGGUACUGUUCAUUCAGCUGUAUUAGCUCGAAAUACUCGUGUUAUUUUAGAAGCUCUACUACGUGUUCUAUAUGAUAUACAUUCAAAUCAGUCAAUUAUCAUGAAUAAUUCACCAAUUGUUGAAUCUCAUUGGUCUAAUGAAAUCACAACAAGUACAUUAUUAGAUUUAAUUACUAAAACUCCUCGAAGUGCACAAUAUUUAACUUCCAAAUGGAUUACACAUUAUAAAUCUAUGGAAUAUAUCACUUCAACAGAUCGUAAAGAUUCUUUCAUCAAUAGAACAAGUAUUAUAAAAGAUUUAGAAUAUUAUUUAUCACAAAUGAUUGAUGAUGUUCAUUCAAUUCAAUAUUCAUUAAAUGAUGAAACUAUUAAAUCCAAUGAUAAAACAUCAUCUUCAUCUUCUUCUAAUCAUAAAAAUAAUCGUAUAAAAAGUAAUACUCAUUUAGAUUCUAGUGAAACAGAAUUCAAUUCAAUACCAUCAAUGAUUAUUACUUCAUUGGCAGCAUCUACAGAAAUAGAUGUUAUUUUAUAUACUGAUAUAAUUCCAUGUAUUAUGUCUGUUCAUAGGUAA
This is a messenger RNA of Schistosoma curassoni, 1575 nucleotides long. Lineage: Eukaryota; Metazoa; Platyhelminthes; Trematoda; Strigeidida; Schistosomatidae. The record is from the annotation of a GenBank genome assembly.